Messenger RNA from Zootermopsis nevadensis, 2921 nucleotides. Lineage: Eukaryota; Metazoa; Arthropoda; Insecta; Blattodea; Termopsidae. The record is from RefSeq and is a predicted model, not a curated record.
AUCAUGUGAAUCCCAUCCGCAACAGAGCACCGCUACAUGUCGCAACUGAACACGGUAACUACAAGGCAAUAGCUGCAUUGAUGCAAGACAGCAGAACUGAUGUAAAUAUCCAGGAUAACUUUGGAUGCACGGCUUUGCACUUAGCAGCAAAGAACUUCAUGAAGAAUGCCGGCGACAUGGAGAGAUGUAUUGCUGUGCUCAUGACCCAAUCUAACAUAAAGGUCAACAAGCAAAACAGGAAAGGGCGCACUGCAAUACAUGACGCGGUGCUAGGGAAUUGUAAACUAGCAAUUGAAGCCAUCCUGAGGUAUGGUAAAUGCAAUGUUACUAUUGAAAACAAAGACACACAGAGUGGUAAGACGGUACGAGAACUGAUUCAAGAGAAGUUCCCUGAUUUAGAUCUACCACCUCCAAAAUCACAAACGCUUUCGGAAGAUGAAGAUAUAGAGGUUGCUGCCUUGUUUGAACAUCUAUACUUCAAACAAUACCACACAUUCAAAUCAAAAUUUGAAAAAGCUGACAAAAAAUUGCUAAUAGAUGCUGAUGACGGCAAAUAUACAUACCUCCAAUACGCCUGUCACCAUGGUGUGCACGACGUUACCAAGUACCUCUUGUCCAAUGGAUCUAAUCCUAAUGCUACAAUACCAACCAAUAGGAAGCCUCCAAUAUUCCAUGCAUGUUCAGGUGGUUAUUAUGACAUCCUGCUCUUAUUAUUAGAAUACAAGGCAAAGGUUGAAGUAGUUAAUGGGAAAACACCACUCCAUGCUGUAGUGAAAGGUAAAAAGUUGAAACCAGCUGACGGCAGUAACCACCGUAAAUGUUUUGAAUUGCUUUUAGAAAGAAAGGAAAGUUUAAAACUUGAAAUAAAUGCUACAGACAUCAAUGGAAACACUGCCUUGCAUUAUGCAGUCAAGGAAGAAGACCAGCAGUACGCUAGAGCUCUACUACAGAAUGGGGCAUAUGUAGGCCUAGAAAACCACUUUGGUUAUUCGCCUCUGAACGACAUAGAUCCGCUGACCUUAAGGAGAUUCCUAGAUGACUGUUUGGAAAGCAAUGGGAAGUUCAGAAGAGAUGACAAAUAUGAACUAACAUUUAAAUACGGGUUCCUUGAACCACCUACAACUGACUGUGAUGUACAAUAUUUCCAGUCUCAAGAAAGAGGACAACAGGAAAAAUCAAGCAUAGGUUCACAGAAACCUGUUCCUGAAAUGUACCCACUCCACUACAUCAGCAAGUCUCAAGAUCUCAGGCCACUCCUCACGCAUCCCGUGCUGCUCAGUUUUUUGCAUCUCAAGUGGAACCAUAUUCGAGUCUUUUUCUACACCAACCUUUUAUUUUAUGCAAUGUUUGUGAGCCUGCUAACGUUUCACAUUCUGAGGGACUGCUCAGCACAAAAUGCAAACAAUUCAAUCUCACAAAGCAUUAUACAAACAACAACAAAGCACAUAGGCAUUGACUGGCUGCUGCUCAGCAUUCUCCUGGCAGGACUCGUGUUACGAGAACUGUUUCAAAUGGUCAUGUCACCCAAGAGGUACUUCUCUGGCUUUGAGAACUGCAUUGAAAUUCUCUUGAUUGUAUUCACAAUCAUUAUUCUGUCCAAGAACUGGGUUGAGCAAUGUACUCGACCUAUUAAUGCCAUUGCCAUACUUCUCGCCUGGACUGAAAUGUUCCUCCAGAUCGGUCACAUCCACGUAUUAUCAACAUACAAUGAGAUGAUGCGCAGGGUUCUGUGUAACUACUUAAAAUUCCUGGUAUGGGAUGUGCUCCUCAUUAUUGCAUUUGCUCUUGGCAUAACACCUAGAGAGAAUGACAGUGAAGAUAACUUCUUUCAGCAACCAUUCAUGUCCUUGUUCAAAACACUUAUAAUGUUAAUGGGUGAAUUCGACAUCUCCAGUGUACCAUUUUAUCUUGUGCCUGGUCUCAGUUAUGUAAUAUUUAUUUUAUUUGUGUUUUUAGUACCUCUAGUAAUGGUUAACCUGCUCAAUGGCCUCGCAGUGAGUGACACACAGGCCAUUAAAAAUGACGCAGAACUAGUCAGCAUUGAAUCCAUGAUUGAAACAAUCUUUUACUUUGAGACCAUGCUGCUUGGAGACCCCCUGUCAUGCCCCUGCCCAAUGGAAAAAAAAUAUCAGUGUUGUUGCUGGCCGAAAUAUAUUAACCCAAAACUCAGAUGUGUACGAAACUUAUUCAAGAAUGUAUUUCUUUUUCCAAAUUCAUUACCCAACAAUGAAUUAAAGGUACUCCCUAAUCUUGGCCACAGAAUUAUCGCCUUUUCUAGCGCAGUUUAUCUGAAGAAAAAACCUGACAAUGAAGUGGCCACAGAGCUGGAUUGCUGUGGACUUCCUGGUGGUUGCUGUAUGAUGGAUCGCAGUGUUCUGAAAUCUGCCAUGGACAUUAUAGACAAGAAGUCAGAAGAAUCAGAGCGACACUUGACCGAUAGGCUGGACAGUAUAGAGCAAAAGGUGCAGACUCUUGAGGAACAUUUGAACGAAUGGUUCAACCAGGGGAACGAUGAGUGACGAUUACUGUACAAACUUACUCACCUUAACACAAAUCAGUAAGCUAAAAAAUAUAAACUGGAAAUGUACCCUCACUUUUUAAUGUGAUGGUAUGUCUUACUGUUGCUAGUAGGUUGCAGAUUAUACAAAAUGCUUCUCAAUAACAUAAUCUUAUAUUGUGAUAUUUAAUAAUAUAAUCACUAUUCCGAUACUGUCACUUAUUACACAACACUACUAGUGUUCAUCGCACAUCAACACUUAUUGCUUUACUGCAGUAUUUUAUUGGUGUCACUUCAAAACAUCUUUCUAUUGUCAUGCAGUUGUCAUCAGGUUAAUUUCAAUGCUACUUUGCUUACACAAGUCAAAUUUCCAUGAUGUGACUAUAUAAAGAUAUGAAAAAUUUUAAAGGCAAAAAACCAUAAG